This is a messenger RNA of Dermatophagoides pteronyssinus (European house dust mite), 531 nucleotides long. Its product is annotated as acid sugar phosphatase-like. NCBI's taxonomy places the organism in Eukaryota, Metazoa, Arthropoda, Arachnida, Sarcoptiformes, Pyroglyphidae. The record is from RefSeq and is a predicted model, not a curated record.
AUGAACGUUUAUAAAGCUGUAUUACUCGAUUUGGAUGGUGUUGUUUGGACUAGAUAUGGAGCUAUUGAUAAAAGUCCUGAUGCUACGCACUUGUUCAAGGAAAACGGUAUAAAGGUGUUUUACUUGACAAAUAACAGUCAUCGUAGUCAGCAAGAAACAUUUGAUAAGCUAGUUUCUUAUGGCUUUUACGUCGAGUCACUUGCAAACAUUGUGACAAGCCCGUUCUUGACAUACAAACAGCUCGAAUACGAUGGCGUUAAAGUUGUUUGCGGAAAACCAAAUGUGCUUAUUAGUGAACAUUUAAAAAAAAUGUUUGCGCUGGAAAAAACUGAAGUGGUCAUGGUUGGCGACAAUUUAGAGACAGACGUUAAACUUGGGAUAAACUGUGGUUACAGAAGUGUACUCGUAGAAACGGGCGUGCAUUCUAGAGCAGAUAUUGAAAAGCUUAAAAUUAAGCCCAGCAAAAUAUUUAAAUCGCUGUAUGAUAUGGCUUGUAAUGUUAACAAUGAGCGCGAGCAAGUUAACUAUUAG